GAGCGGUGGGUCGCGGCGCGGCGCUGCGCUGGGCCGGGCCGGGCGGCGCGCGGAACAUGGUGGAUUAUCACGCAGCGGGGCAGCCCUAUCAGUACGGCGGCAACGGGCCCAGCUCGCUCGGCGGCAUCGGCGACUACAUGGCGCAGGAGGACGACUGGGACCGGGACCUGCUGCUCGACCCCGCCUGGGAGAAGCAGCAGCGCAAGACUUUUACGGCGUGGUGCAAUUCUCACCUGCGGAAAGCUGGCACGCAGAUCGAGAACAUAGAUGAAGAUUUCCGCGAUGGGCUCAAACUCAUGUUGCUCUUGGAGGUCAUUUCAGGAGAGCGAUUACCCAAACCAGAGCGAGGAAAAAUGAGAGUGCAUAAAAUCAACAAUGUGAAUAAAGCUCUAGACUUCAUCGCUAGCAAAGGAGUUAAGCUGGUCUCUAUAGGAGCUGAAGAGAUUGUAGAUGGCAAUGCAAAGAUGACAUUGGGCAUGAUCUGGACAAUUAUCCUUCGAUUUGCCAUUCAGGACAUUUCGGUGGAAGAGACCUCUGCCAAGGAAGGCCUGCUGCUGUGGUGUCAGAGGAAGACGGCGCCCUACAAGAACGUCAAUGUACAAAAUUUCCACAUCAGCUGGAAGGACGGUCUUGCUUUCAAUGCCUUGAUCCACAGACACAGACCAGAGCUCAUUGAAUACGACAAGCUCAGAAAGGACGAUCCUGUGACGAACCUGAACAACGCCUUUGAGGUGGCCGAGAAAUACCUGGACAUCCCCAAGAUGUUGGAUGCCGAGGAUAUUGUAGGCACUCUCAGGCCCGAUGAGAAGGCGAUCAUGACAUAUGUUUCCUGCUUCUACCAUGCUUUCUCGGGGGCUCAAAAGGCUGAGACAGCAGCUAACCGGAUUUGCAAAGUGCUGGCUGUGAACCAGGAGAACGAGCACCUGAUGGAGGACUACGAGAAACUGGCGUCUGAUCUGCUGGAGUGGAUUAAACGCACUAUCCCCUGGCUGGAGGACCGUGACCCACAGAAGACCAUUCAAGAGAUGCAGCAAAAACUGGAAGAUUUCCGUGACUACAGGCGCGUCCAUAAGCCUCCCAAAGUGCAGGAGAAGUGUCAGCUGGAGAUAAACUUCAACACCUUGCAGACUAAACUCCGGCUGAGCAACAGGCCUGCCUUCAUGCCCUCGGAGGGCAAGAUGGUCUCAGACAUUAAUAAUGGCUGGCAGCACUUGGAACAGGCGGAGAAAGGCUAUGAAGAAUGGCUGCUGAACGAGAUCAGGAGGCUAGAGCGACUGGACCACUUGGCUGAGAAGUUCAGACAGAAAGCCUCCAUCCACGAGUCCUGGACUGAAGGGAAAGAAGCCAUGCUGAGGCAGAAGGACUACGAAACCGCCACCCUGUCAGACAUCAAAGCCCUGAUCAGGAAGCACGAGGCCUUCGAGAGCGACCUGGCAGCUCACCAGGACCGCGUGGAGCAGAUCGCUGCCAUUGCACAGGAGCUCAAUGAGCUGGAUUACUACGACUCCCCCAGCGUGAACGCUCGGUGCCAGAAGAUCUGUGACCAGUGGGAUGCUCUGGGGUCCCUGACCCACAGUAGGAGAGAAGCCCUUGAGAAAACAGAGAAACAGCUGGAGACCAUCGACCAGCUGCACCUGGAAUACGCCAAGAGGGCAGCGCCGUUCAACAACUGGAUGGAGAGUGCCAUGGAAGAUCUCCAGGACAUGUUCAUCGUGCACACCAUAGAGGAGAUCGAGGGCCUGAUUGCAGCUCACGAUCAGUUCAAAUCCACCCUGCCGGAUGCAGACAAGGAGCGCGAGGCCAUCCUGGGCAUCCAGAACGAGGCUCAGCGGAUUGCGGACUACAACAACAUCAAGCUGUCUGGGAACAACCCGUACACUUCGGUUACCCCGCAGAUCAUCAACUCCAAGUGGGAAAGGGUUCAGCAGCUGGUGCCCAAGAGGGACCAUGCUCUGCAGGAUGAGCAGAGCAAGCAGCAGUCCAAUGAGCACUUGCGUCGGCAGUUUGCCAGCCAGGCCAACAUCGUUGGGCCCUGGAUACAGACCAAAAUGGAGGAAAUAGGGCGCAUCUCCAUCGAGAUGAAUGGCACGCUGGAGGACCAACUGAAUCACCUCAAGCAGUACGAGCAGAGCAUUGUGGACUACAAGCCCAACAUCGACCUGCUAGAGCAGCAGCACCAGCUCAUCCAGGAGGCACUGAUCUUCGAUAACAAGCACACCAACUACACCAUGGAGCAUAUUCGUGUUGGCUGGGAGCAGCUCCUCACCACCAUCGCCCGCACCAUCAACGAAGUGGAGAACCAGAUCCUAACCCGCGAUGCCAAGGGAAUCAGCCAGGAGCAGAUGCAGGAAUUCCGGGCCUCCUUUAACCACUUCGACAAGGACCAUGGCGGUACCCUGGGACCUGAGGAGUUCAAAGCCUGCCUCAUCAGCUUGGGAUACGAUGUGGAAAAUGACAGACAGGGAGACGCCGAGUUCAACCGGAUAAUGAGUGUUGUGGAUCCCAACAACAGCGGGAUUGUGACCUUCCAGGCCUUCAUCGACUUCAUGUCCCGAGAGACAACUGACACAGACACAGCUGACCAGGUCAUUGCCUCCUUCAAGGUCCUGGCCGGAGACAAGAACUACAUCACAGCGGAGGAGCUGAGGCGAGAGCUGCCCCCAGACCAAGCGGAGUACUGCAUCGCUCGCAUGGCACCAUACCAGGGUCCCGACGCCGUCUCCGGAGCCCUGGACUACAAGUCCUUCUCCACGGCACUGUACGGCGAGAGCGACCUGUGAGCUGGCGGCGGCGGCAGCAAGCGCUGGCGCUUUGACGGCAGGAGCGAAGGCCUGAUUCUCUGCUCUGCAUUUACACACACAAACUGUCCUGCAGUGGUAGGAUCGCCCCUCCUCGCCUCCAGAGGAUGGAAAGCCUCGUUCGCACUGGGGGAGCCUGGGAGUUAGCCUACAUUCCGGUUAUUAUUGCAUAUUAUAUGAACCAUGUACCUAUGCAAUGAUUUUUUUUUUCUCACUUUGCUCUGUUAAACAUGUUGGGAGGGCGGGCUUGAAAUGUUUUUUUUUUUUUUCUCACAUUUAAUUGCUUUGGGAUUUCUUGGCAAGGGGGGGAAAAGGGAGAGUCUGAAAACAUGCGAGUGGCUCUGGUUCAGAUGGUUAUUUUUGUUAAAUAUAUCCCGGUCUAUUUUUUCAACUGAGCUUAAAAAAAAAAAAAAAAAUCUGUCAACUGGUAUGUUUUUGAAAUUGAACCUUUUCCCUUUGUCUCUGUCUCUCUACCCUUUUAAUUUAUGCCACUGUGUAGCAGAAAUCCGAAGAGGUUUGUCUGUGUCAAUCACCCCAGCAAAAUCCAUCAAGGUUUCCUUUUCUUAAACCUGCCUCAAUCCAGAUCUCAUGCACCUCAAUCCAGUCUCUUCCUCUUCCCCUUAGUUUCAAUAGCAGUGAUGGUAUCUAGCAAAUCUCCAGUUACCUGGGCUAGGCAGUAUGUGGGAUGGGGUGACAUGAUGUAGCAUCCCUUUAACGUAGGUAUCGGCAAUGCCUUCCCUCCACUCCCAGACAGUGUGCAUGCAUGAAAAGCAGCUCUCUGCUGCUUCUUCAUGGUUAUUUCCUUUGUAAAACUAACUAGACUCCCAAGGGACUUCAGUUCCGUCUGAGUGCUGAUGUUGCGCCAUUGAUCCAGCCUGCAGAGGUGUCUGUGUUGGCGGCUAACACAGUACUAGUUGUCUAGUAGCCUCGGGCUUUUUGUGGUUUAAUCUUUGCUACUCACAAAAUUGUAACGUUCCCUUUUUAAAAAAUUCGGUGCUACCGUUUUUUGGACUUUGUGGGGAAGCGUUUUGAAUUGCUGUUACACAGACCAAAUUCUCUGAGAUCUGGAGGCAGAGAACUCUGUGCCUUUCCUAGGAAAUCUUGUGCGGUGGCUUUUAAUUAACCGGCAACAUUUAGCAAGAACAAAGCAAUAAGGUAUAGAGACAACCUACUUUAUCACUGAACUGUAAUCCUGUUUGCAUUGUACAUACUCAAGUGACCUCUGGCUGUCAGGUAGGCAGACCCUCAAGGGUUGGGGUUUUACAUUCUGAACAAGCAUGUGUGUGGGGGAGGGGGUUGGGGUGGUCCAAGUGGAGUCAUUUUGUAUUCACGUCACUCAACACUUGUCACAAAUCCACUGCAGUCAACUUCAUACCAAGCCAUAAAACUUCACUGUUAUCGCAGCCAUGUUGACCCAACUCUAUUGAAGGCUACUGCGACUUAGUGGAGGUUUUCCCAUUAGGGUGAGGCACAGAGCUGGUGUGGGCUUGCCAGUAGCUAUAUUUACACAUAAUGGAAAGUGCUUUUCCCCUUCCCGCGGUUUUCUGGCUCUUCGGGAUCCUUUAGCACACUGGAGUGAGCUGGAGACUUUGGGCAGAGGAGGAAAUGAUGACAGCAUUAGUUUUCAAAGCCGUUUAUAGAUCUACACACCCCUGCUGCUGUCUGCUAGCCCUUGGAUCUCAGCCACCCUCAGCCACGGAGUCAGUUGCUGCCGUCGGAUCCCCAUUGCACAUAUUAGCAAGAGGAUCCUGGGAAAAGGCAGCUAAGCACACUUGGCUGCAUGCAUGUCAGACACAGGCCUGCUAAACUAACCACGCUCUCAGUUCGCAGGGCUGGGACCCUCUCUGCCCCCUGUACACCAGCAGCCUUACCCGCCAAGUCGGAGGCCAGAGCUUUCCAGUCAGAGGGAGGGAAGCCAGGAACUCAAAGCAUAUAGGAAAUAAGGGUUUCAAAGGCUCUUAGCAUCGUCUUUGAAGAGCAGGAAUGCUAGCACCCCCAGUCUGUUCGGCUAUCAGAGCAAGCGCCCUCGCCAGUUCACUACUGGGGCAUCUCCUGACACGCUUUUUCACAACUAUCUUGGAGCAGGAUUUUCUGAGGACCAAAAAAAUCAACCUUUUUUUUAAAAUUAAAAAAAAUUCAUAGGGUUCCUAUUUACUUUAUUAACUUACGGAUUUAUUAUAUAAAUAUAUAUUCACCUAGCAUCGUAUAUUACAGUUUUUCUUUGUCAUGUAAUUAAAAUAUUGCUGAUUAUUGUAACAAUGGAAACUGUAACAUUCCAUGCCUUUGUCAUUCAUCCUCUCUCUCCCUCUCUCCCCCCCCCCCCCCCCCCCCCCUUGGCAUCGGAGAACGGUAGUCAUGGAAGCAUUUUAUUGUGUUCGCUACUGAAUGUCCUUCAACGGCUGGGGGGGGAUGCAAAUGUCCGCAGGUAGGAAGACAGCAAUAGGCAGUAGUCAGCUUUUAUCUGCCUCUGUUAUGUUCUAAAAAAGCUUUGAGGUUUCUGGGAAACCAGCCCUCCUCCCUCUUGGGACAGGACAAUAAAAUGUGUAAUAUUUUUAA
Malaclemys terrapin pileata is the source of this 5354-nucleotide messenger RNA. It is a transcript of the gene ACTN4, whose product is annotated as actinin alpha 4. Lineage: Eukaryota; Metazoa; Chordata; Testudines; Emydidae. The coding region runs from base 57 to 2780 and encodes 907 amino acids. Gene Ontology annotation, molecular function: calcium ion binding; actin filament binding. The transcript has 21 exons. The record is from RefSeq and is a predicted model, not a curated record. Gene Ontology annotation, cellular component: Z disc; cell junction; cell projection. Gene Ontology annotation, biological process: muscle cell development; actin cytoskeleton organization.